AUGAACGUAAGAAAUGAAAUCAGUCAAUAUAUUGCUCCUACAACAUUCGAUAAUAGUUUAGAGUUAAGCUUUCCACGCCAAUGUUCAAAUAAAACCAAAGAUAUACAUAACGAGAAAAAUGAGCAAGCUAAACCUAUUCCGUGGAAGGAUAUUUUUGAUAGUGAUAUCUUUAAGGAGAUUUAUGACUCAGAUGAUGAUACCAAUGAUAGUUUGCAAAAGAAUAAUUUAAAUCCUUUUUGUAUGGAAUUUCCUUCAAAUAAAAGUAAGCUACAACUAGAAUUAGAUCACGUAGAUUUUUGUGACACUGAAAGAAAACGUAAAAAUACAACAAAAGUCGUAGAGUCGUUGACAAAGAAAACAAAAACAAGUGAACAAAAUAAGGCGAUUCCGAAAAAUAUUUUUCGGAAAGAAAAAUCUAAGACUACCGUCAAAAAUUGGCUUAAUUGUGUAGAUCCAAAUAAUAGAGUGGAACCGGAUACCCGCGACCAAGUUUAUGGUAACGAAAGUGAUUGCAAUACGCAUAAAGCGAGAAUUGGCAAUGAAACUCUACCAAACAAAGACAAAAAUUCAAACGAGUCAGUUAUCAAACAUAAAAAUAAUAAAAAGGUUGUACAAGCACGAUUGGCCAAUAAGGACGGAAUAAUGAAAUAUAGGAAACCUACAAAAGAUGGCGUUGUUAUAGAUAACUGCGAUCGCAAGGACAAUAACGUAAAAAAAAAACUUAUAAAUUCCAAACAUUCAAAGGCAUUAAAAGAUAGAAAGGUUGCAAGGUUCGUUGCGCCAAUUAAAUCACAACUACCGGUUAAAGAUCUAACAUUCAAUGUGAUCCUUGUAAAUGACAACAAUUUCACGGAACAUAUAACUAAAUUAGAUUCUAUAAGCGAUUGUGAAGUUGUUGCAAUAUCAAUGUAUAGGUAA
This is a messenger RNA of Vanessa tameamea, 918 nucleotides long. RefSeq lists its product as uncharacterized. NCBI's taxonomy places the organism in Eukaryota, Metazoa, Arthropoda, Insecta, Lepidoptera, Nymphalidae. The transcript has a single exon. The record is from RefSeq and is a predicted model, not a curated record. The coding region runs from base 1 to 918 and encodes 305 amino acids.